UGUGUUACUUUUCGUCUCCACGAAAUCGCAUCGUUUGUCCUCUCAGUCUCCGCACGGCGCGCUGUGUUACAGAUUACCUAAAGUCCUCUCAAUUGCUUUCAACUCUCAGUCUAAGUCUGCAUACCCAGCGGAGAUUUCAUCUCACGAAAUAUUGAACCAGCUUGAUAAAUAUUACUUGGUUCUUCUUAUCCGUACUUGGGGCCUGUGGCAGCAAGCUCAUUAUCACAGGCAAGAAGUCAUUCGCAUGCACUCUUCCAAUAGAGUUAAUUCUUUGACAGAAGGAGUUUCGAGAUUGGACUUUGACGACGACAUGGGCCCUGGAGACUGUCAAAUUAUGGAAUGCAAGUGUGGCAUGCCUUUGUGCAUCUGUGUAGCUCCUUCCCAAUCAACCAAUACACCGAACCCACAGCCUACACGUGCCCCUGUGGCUCUCCCUCAGUCAGAUCCUAAAACGAAGUCAGAUACUUCAGCAAAAAGUAAAGGUUCCACUUCCAGCAGCAAUGCUAGAUUGGCUCUGAAUCCUGGAUUAGACAACCCCCAAAGAGAUUAUGAAGUCAACGGAGAGGGAUUAAGGGAAGCAAUUAAGAAUGGUGACAUUGCUGGUGUGAAAAAGCUUCUGAAAGAGGGCGUGGAUGCAAAUUACCAUGACAAGCAGGGAAUGUCAGUGCUUCAUCUGACUGCCCUAUUCAACAAAACUGAUAUUGCGUUGAUGUUAAUGGAACAUGGAGCCAGUCUUGAGGACAAAAAUGCACAGGGAGAAACACCGGUCGAUUGUGCUCCUGCAACACUGCAAUAUAAGAUGCGGGAAAAGAUGGAGAAGAUGAUGUCGACUUAAUAUAAACUAAGGCAGAGGUUCAAAUCUUCCUCCACGUUUUUUUUUUCAUUCUUUGUUUUCAGAUAAAAAAAAAGUCUGUAAAGUAUCAAAAGGGGUCAUCAAUUUGCUGCUAAGACAUAAUAUUGAUUCUGAGUGCACUAUUUCAUGUUAUUUGAA
Messenger RNA from Eutrema salsugineum, 991 nucleotides. Its product is annotated as 26S proteasome non-ATPase regulatory subunit 10. Gene Ontology annotation, cellular component: ESCRT-0 complex. The coding region runs from base 245 to 835 and encodes 196 amino acids. Gene Ontology annotation, biological process: protein targeting to vacuole; protein transport to vacuole involved in ubiquitin-dependent protein catabolic process via the multivesicular body sorting pathway. NCBI's taxonomy places the organism in Eukaryota, Viridiplantae, Streptophyta, Magnoliopsida, Brassicales, Brassicaceae. The record is from RefSeq and is a predicted model, not a curated record. Gene Ontology annotation, molecular function: phosphatidylinositol-3-phosphate binding; ubiquitin binding. The transcript is spliced from 8 exons.